Entamoeba nuttalli P19 is the source of this 618-nucleotide messenger RNA. Its product is annotated as histone H3, putative. The transcript has 2 exons. Gene Ontology annotation, cellular component: nucleosome. The record is from RefSeq and is a predicted model, not a curated record. The coding region runs from base 1 to 618 and encodes 205 amino acids. Lineage: Eukaryota; Evosea; Mastigamoebida; Endamoebidae. Gene Ontology annotation, molecular function: protein heterodimerization activity; DNA binding; structural constituent of chromatin.
AUGGCAAGACAAAAAAAAGAGGAUCCUCAUUUAAUCAAAAUAAAAAAAGAAAAAGAUGAUAAGAAAAAAGGAGUAGAAGAAAAAAAACCAAAGAAACAAUCGUUAAAAACCAUAAAAAAAGAACCAACUCUUAUUAAAAUUAAAAAAGAAACAACAGAUGGAACAAUAAAUGAAAUUAAAAAAGAAAUUGUACCGAUUAAAAAAGAAAUUCAACCCAUCAAAAAGGAAAUACAAACAAUAAAACAAGAACGUAAAGAAACUUUAUCAAAAGUAUCAUCAAUAUCUGAAAAAACGUCGAUUCUUGUUCCUAAAUCAAAAGUAGUUAAAAAAUCACCUUUGGAAAGAGUAGCAGAAAUAAAUAGAAGAAAUGCACUUACUUCAAUCCCUAAAAAUGCUUUCAUGAAAUUUGUUAAAGAUCUUGUUCUUAGUAAUCAAGACUUUUUAGAUAGAAAUGAACUCCGAUUCCAAAGAGAUGCUAUUCUUGCACUUCACUUUAUUGCAGAAGAUUUUUUGGUAAAGCUCUUUGAAGAUAGUAAUUUAUGUGCCCUUCAUGCCAAACGUGUGACUGUUGAUCUACGUGAUAUUCGUUUAGUCCUUAGAUUAAAGAAGUUGUAUUGA